Messenger RNA from Sphenostylis stenocarpa, 771 nucleotides. The record is from the annotation of a GenBank genome assembly. Lineage: Eukaryota; Viridiplantae; Streptophyta; Magnoliopsida; Fabales; Fabaceae.
AUGUACCUAUGGCUAGCAUUGCUGAAGGAUUGGAAGAGUGGAAGCAUAAAAGGAUAUGGGGUAAGACUGCAAAGAAAAAGCCGUGUAGAUAGUAAAACCGGGGAGUCUAGGCAGAAGGAGUACAAAGAAACCCAUUGGGAUCAAAAAAGGCCGAAAGCCCAAACAAAAACAAAACCCUAUAGUCAGCAACCUUAUAUUCCUACACCGUCCCCGAAUCCUAGUCCUCAAAACCCUAAUCCACACAACUCCAGUGAAGAAACCAGCGGUCCAAUGCCACCGAAGUUCGAUCCCUCGCAGGUGGUGGACGUGUUCGUCCGCGUCACGGGCGGCGAGGUCGGUGCGGCGAGUUCCCUCGCCCCGAAGAUCGGUCCGUUGGGACUCUCUCCGAAGAAGAUCGGUGAAGACAUCGCCAAGGAGACCGCAAAGGACUGGAAGGGCCUCCGUGUGACGGUGAAGCUCACCGUUCAGAACCGCCAGGCCAAGGUGACGGUGGUGCCCUCCGCCGCCGCGCUUGUCAUCAAAGCGCUCAAAGAACCCGAGAGAGACAGGAAAAAGACUAAGAACAUAAAGCACAACGGAAACAUCUCCCUCGACGACGUUAUUGAGAUCGCGAGGGUGAUGAGUCCGCGCUCCAUGGCGAAGGAUCUGAGCGGAACCAUUAAAGAGAUCCUUGGCACUUGUGUGUCGGUUGGGUGUACCGUCGACGGGAAAGACCCCAAGGAUCUGCAGCAAGAGAUUACCGAUGGCGACGUUGAGGUUCCUCUUGAAUGA